GGUCUGUGAAGCGCUCGCGCUGGGUGUUUGUGGGCGGUGUCGACUUCCGCCGUCAUGAGAUGAUCUCCGUGAACAUGACUGGAUCCGCGAGGCUUUAGAGAUGUCGUUAUCAGCGUGAGGAGCAGCACGUCGGCGGCAUGAAGACAGCGCUCGUCUUGAGCUGUGUGCUGUUCAUCGCCCGAGCAGAAGAUUCCCAGAAGCCCGCGCAGUACCUGCGCAUCGGUGACGGCUCCUCGCAGGAGUUUGAGUUCCCUCAGAACACGCGCGGCGUGAUUGUCAUCUCCAGCCGCUACGGCGGCCCCGGGGCCCGCAGGGGCCGCCAGAGCCUCAAGCAGACCCUUCGGGUGAGUUCUCUGGAGCCGGAUGUCAUCUCCAUCCUCAACGUGAGCGACGGCGGAGCCGCCAGCAGCUACGUCAUCAGCAUCCGCUCGGGCGUGCCAGGCACGGCCCCUCUCCUCAUCCAGCUGAUGGACCUGGCCCGGGGCCCGGAGCCGCUGCUGAUCGAAGAGCGCCGGGAGUACUCCAUCCGAGUGGCGGCGGGCGGGGACGACCCCUUGGGCCUGUCGCACUUCUCGGAGAACCCGGUGCUGUUCGCCUUGCUGCCGCUCAUCUUCGUCAACAAGUGCGCCUUCGGCUGCAAGGUGGAGGUGGAGGUGCUGCGGGGCCUGCUGCGGAGCCCGGGGCCGCUGCUGCUGGGCGCCUUGGGCCAGUUCCUCGUCAUGCCGCUGUACGCGUUCGGCCUGUCUCGGCUGGCGGCGCUGCCCAAGCCGCUGGCCCUGGGGCUGGUCAUCACCUGCUCGGCCCCUGGCGGCGGCGGGGGCUACCUCUACAGCCUGCUGCUGGGCGGAGACGUCACCCUGGCCAUCAGCAUGACUCUGGUUUCCACCGUGGUGGCGGCCGCUGCCAUGCCGCUGUCUUCGGCGCUCUACGGCUGGCUCCUGGGGGUCCACGCCACGCUCCACGUGCCCUUCGUCAAGAUCCUGGGCACGCUGCUCUUCAUCGCCAUCCCCAUCUCGCUGGGCGUGCUGGUCAAGCUGCGCCUGCCGGCCGUCUCCGGCGUGCUGCUCACCCUGAUCCGGCCCUUCAGCCUGGCGCUAAUGGUGGGCGGGGUCUUCGUGGCCUAUCGCACGGGCUCGUCUAUCCUGGCGCAGGUGCGGGCCCCGGUGGUGCUGGCGGGAGUGACGGUGCCCGUCUUCGGCUUGCUGGCGGGGCUGGGGCUGGCUCGGCUGGCCGGGCUGCCGCUGGCGCAGGGGAAGACGGUGGGCAUCGAGGUGGGCGUGCAGAACAGUCUCCUGGCGCUGGCCGUCAUGCAGCUGUCCUUCAAGCGGGCUGAGGCCGACUACGCCUCGCAGGCUCCCUUCAUCGUGGCCCUGAGCAGCACCUCGGAGAUGCUCCUGCUGGUCGUGGCUCACGCCGCCCAGCGCCGCCUGUGCCUCGCCAGCCCCUGACCGCGGCCCUCGCCCCCCCCCACCCCGCACCACACUGCCACCACCACGCUCCUGUCUUACUACCAAAGGCCUUCGCUUCCUCGGGCCACUUUGAGUUCAGCCUCUUUUUUAAAUCAGAUUUUAAUCGACGCGUAUUACGACGACAGUGUUUACGGAAGAUAUGAGAUAUUUUUCUAAGUAAUUUUGCGCUAUGUUCUUUUGUAAUCCAGACGGUUGGUUUGUAUCUUGUUUACAGCUGACGUGCGGCUGAGAUGUUGAUUGUCGAUGUGAUUGAAACUAUGGUGAUUAAAUGCUUUUUGACGAGUCAA
Messenger RNA from Puntigrus tetrazona (Sumatra barb), 1756 nucleotides. RefSeq names its product solute carrier family 10 member 3 (gene slc10a3). Gene Ontology annotation, molecular function: bile acid:sodium symporter activity. The coding region runs from base 138 to 1448 and encodes 436 amino acids. The record is from RefSeq and is a predicted model, not a curated record. Gene Ontology annotation, cellular component: membrane. Lineage: Eukaryota; Metazoa; Chordata; Actinopteri; Cypriniformes; Cyprinidae. The transcript has a single exon. Gene Ontology annotation, biological process: bile acid and bile salt transport.